UGAAUGCAACAAUAGUUGAUCAAGGAAGCUACACAAGAAGGUGACAAACAACAAGUCUCUAACAUGGAAACGCUCACCAAGAAGUUGGUUUAAAUGCAAUUAUGAUGUUUCUUAAUCAGUGAUGAUAAGAUGGUUGGUAGGUUCCAAGACCAUAGUACUGUUGAGGAGGCUGAAUCAUCUACACUAAUCUGGGCACUACAAUCUUGUUGGUCACUAGGAUACACACCCAAGUUGAAUUUGAAGAAGACAACCAAAACAUUACUCAAAUCCUCAUUAUGAUUUGAGUCUUGGUCACUGAUGUUCACCUCUGUUUGUAUACAAAGAGAUCAGACAACCAAUGUGCAAAUGUUCUUGCUAGAAAGUACAUACAAUCUUCUGAUAUGUAGUCUUUAAGUCAUACUUGUCCUUUCUUCUUAAAAGAAUAUGUAAUUACUUACUAAUUUAGUGUAAUGAUAUAAAAUUGAAUUGGCAAAAAAAAACCGCAUCAUUAAGUAAAAAGUAUUUGGCUAAUUCAAAUACUAAAAUAGAGGUUUAGUUGACUCUCAAACUCAACUAAAGCACAUGAACAUUAACAACAACUCCACUCUAAUAACUCCAUUCCCAAUCACACAAUACCAAAUUUUCAAAUGCUCCUUAUAUAAACCCAUUAAACCAUCCCUCAGUAAACAUCAACACACAUAAGCAACUCUAGAAUCCAAACUAAAUACUAAAAAUGGCCAAAGCUCUCCACAUAACAAUCAUUCUCUUCCUCAUAGCCUCUAGUCUCCUCGCAUCAAUCAACUCCGCUAGACUUCUUGAUGAGAUCCAACCUCAGUUAGUCCCUGCCGGUCAACUCCCCACCGUGGCCCCAACAGAAGCUGAGGAACAACCUGCACCAGCAACUACACUCCCGGCUGGUCCAGCAGGGGGUGGACACGAGCCGUUACUAGAGUUCUUUAUGCACGACGUGCUAGGAGGGUCACACCCAUCAGCUCGUGUGGUCACAGGAAUAGUAGCACAAACCGAAGUAAACGGGAUACCAUUCUCAAAGGCCAGCAACAGCAUCUUCCCUGUAGACAACGGAGUCCCACUAGUCAACUCAAACAACAUCAACAGUGUCAUCAACCCAAACACAGCUCCACUUCUCACCGGCCUUGGCGGUGCUCAAACCACCACCGUGAUCCAAAACACCAACGGCAACUCCAACGACGCCCUCAGCACCAACAGCCUCCCAUUUGUAACCGCGGGAAACCUCCCUCCAGGUGCUGCACUCCAGCAUCUCAUGUUCGGUACCAUAACCGUUGUGGACGAUGAGCUAACCGAGAGCCACGAGCUCGGGUCAGCGGUUAUAGGGAAGGCUCAAGGGUUUUACCUAGCCAGUUCCUUGGAUGGGACUAGCCAGACUCUUUCUCUGACCGUGUUGCUAGACAGAGAGCAUGAUCACCAUGACACUUUGGAUGAUGCCAUUAGCUUCUUUGGAGUUCAUAGGACUGCCUCUCAUGCCUCUCAGAUUGCGGUUAUUGGUGGGACGGGUAAGUUUGAGCAUGCUAAAGGGUAUGCUAUAGUGGAAACUCUGCAUAAUCAGAACAAUCAGCAUAUCACUGAUGGUCAAGACACCAUCCUCCAUUUCAGUGUUUACCUCACCUACAAAGCUUGAAGAGAUUUCUUUUGUAUAUGUUCUUCUGCUUGUUGCCUUUUUAUCCUUUUGUUGUAUUAAGUGAGACUGUUUCAAUCAAAAAUCUUGUUUCAUUCA
Molecule: messenger RNA, 1732 nt
Organism: Brassica napus (rape)
Lineage: Eukaryota; Viridiplantae; Streptophyta; Magnoliopsida; Brassicales; Brassicaceae
Product: dirigent protein 9-like
Exons: 1
Coding region: 713-1636 (307 amino acids)
Source: RefSeq, a predicted model, not a curated record